Cercospora beticola is the source of this 1779-nucleotide messenger RNA. RefSeq lists its product as uncharacterized. Gene Ontology annotation, cellular component: membrane; cytoplasm; phagophore assembly site. NCBI's taxonomy places the organism in Eukaryota, Fungi, Ascomycota, Dothideomycetes, Mycosphaerellales, Mycosphaerellaceae. Gene Ontology annotation, biological process: regulation of autophagy; autophagosome assembly; peptidyl-serine phosphorylation. Gene Ontology annotation, molecular function: protein serine/threonine kinase activity; ATP binding. The record is from RefSeq and is a predicted model, not a curated record.
CGCGGUGUACAAUAGGAUCGCAUUUGCUGAUCGAUGCCAGAGACGAAAGAAGAAUGGGCCCGAGUUCUCCUGCAAGAAUGGAGUCAACUAAUACCGACGGAACAACAAAACCUAGUGCAGCAGAUCCGAAAAGUAUUGGGGUUCUGGAGCCAGGCAGAAGGACAAGUCGCCGCGAUCAACAGGUCCCAAAGCGCCGCUCAAGCACGACCUCGGUGGCAAGAAGCAUCGCGUAGAGCUUCGAUACUGGGCCUCGCAAUCGAUACGCUCAAGAGAAUGUGGGAUUUGCAUGCUCCACCAACGUCGAGAUUCGGACAAUGUAUAAGCGAACGAAAGAAGUUGGCGCAGAACCUGAAGCGAGAUGCGGACUUGAUGAAGAAAUCAAUUCCCUCCUCUGCGCAGAGAAGUUCGGCUGCGUUCGAUGCGUUGGUGGACAGGCAGGAGGCCUUGAAAGCAGCAAGAGCGCGGAAGCAACUGGAAGUUGACUGGAGCCGGGUCAGAAGGCUUGAAGCAGAGCGACAGCGCAAUGCGAAGCCAGCGGGCAUUCGAGCCAUACCGCUGCGGACUCCAGAUUGGACAUGGCGACCAAUCCAAGACAUGCGUGGAGGCAUGGGAACGAUCCAAGUCUGGGGCCAGGACAAUGGUGGUGGACUGAUUGCAGAUCGCGUCGUGGUCAAAGAUACCAUCAUCAGGUCAAGGUCGAUUUGGGAAACUUCUACAACCUGGUACGGGGACAAGAGCGACAGAGUUCCAAUGGAAUUCUGGGCGCACUCAAAAAUGGACACCGGUGGGAAAUACAUUGUGCAUCUGGCUUCUUCUCAGGCUCAAGUGAACGAGGAAAGAAUGCUGUAUCGUAUGUGGCUGGAAUACUGUCCGAACGGCGAUCUCUCAGAGCUGAUUUCCCGGCAUCGAUCCGCGGAAAGGCGCAUCCCCAUCGACUUCGUCAUCUACACUUUCAAAGCGCUAAUCGACUGCUGUCUUCGCAUGGAACGCGGGACAGUCGGCAAGAGUAGUGGAGAAUGGGAACAGAUUGUCCACAGAGAUCUCAAACCCCCGAACAUCUUAUUGGGAUUGCCCAGGGCGACAUUCCCCUCCUAUCCAGAACCGAAGAUGGCAGAUUUCGGUCUGUCGAUGGUGACAAAUCCGGACGACGAGAUGAACCCAAGUUUGUACAAUCUUGGAGGUGGGACGCAAGGCUACCUGGCGCCGGAGCAAUUCAGUUUCAUCAAUCCGAUGACCAACGAACCAGUUGACGACUUCAAACUCCUCGCGCCGGCGAACGUGUGGGGCGUGGCGAGUAUCGUUCUUUGCUUGCUGGAGAGAUUUGAACUGAAUAUCGCCACGCAGCCUGAUUAUAUGCCUGGAGGUACAUGGCAGUACAGGGUCAGUGAUGCCGCCAGGUCCAUAUAUCAAGACGCGGAUCUCCUCGACAUGGUUGAUCGCUGUCUGGAGUAUCAACCGGCAGACCGUCCGACGCCUGAAGCAUUGAGGAAGUGGAUCACGAAGAAGAUCGCCGCGGAUCCUUGGCUGAGCGUUGAGUCCUGGGGAGGAGAACAUCCAGUUGCUUUCGCUCGUGUCGUCGAACCGAAGACCCACAAACAUUACAUCGGCAUGUCAUUCAAUGAAAUCACUGGACUGCCACCCGGCGCACCUUAUCCUGGCGGCGGCGCGCGCGAACGGCGGUCAAGGCCUCCCGGUAGACGGUUCGGAACUCGUCCUCCAUCAUCACCACCGAGAAAUCCUUUUUCUGACGGGGCGGCGGCAUGGUUAGGCGAUAGCUGA